Messenger RNA from Chelmon rostratus (copperband butterflyfish), 2302 nucleotides. RefSeq names its product potassium voltage-gated channel subfamily A member 7. Gene Ontology annotation, cellular component: membrane; voltage-gated potassium channel complex. The record is from RefSeq and is a predicted model, not a curated record. The transcript is spliced from 2 exons. Bases 1 to 1644 code for a protein of 547 amino acids. NCBI's taxonomy places the organism in Eukaryota, Metazoa, Chordata, Actinopteri, Chaetodontiformes, Chaetodontidae. Gene Ontology annotation, biological process: protein homooligomerization; potassium ion transmembrane transport. Gene Ontology annotation, molecular function: protein binding; delayed rectifier potassium channel activity.
AUGGAUAAUCAAGACAAGGGAGGAGGUACAGCAGGAGAAGAGGGAGGAGGGCAGAGAAAAGAAAAGCAGAGAGCUGAGAAGGUCGGUGAUGAAGAUAAGCAGACCAAAGACAAACACAACAAGCUGGAGAAAGAGGGCGGCGAGAAGGAGCCGAGUGGGGAGGCCAAGAAGGAGAACCGUCGCUGCCAGUGGAAGAGCGGCUGGGCUCUGACCGAACGUCUGGCCAUCAACGUAUCAGGGAUGCGUUAUGAGACCCAGCUCCGGACCCUCGCCCAGUUCCCCGACUCCCUGCUGGGUGACCCCCGGCGUCGUCUUCGCUACUUUGACCCCAUGCGGAAAGAACUCUUCCUGGACAGGAGCCGCGUCUGCUUCGAUGCCAUCCUGUACUUCUACCAGUCGGGCGGGAGGCUGAGGAGGCCCGCCAACGUCCCUCUGGACAUGUUCCUGGAAGAGCUGCACUUCUACGAGCUCGGAGAGGAGAUCAUCGACCGCUACAAAGAGGAUGAAGGCUUCCCCAAGGAGGAGGAGAGGCCCUUACCCACCAAUGACCUGCAGCGUCGCCUCUGGAUGCUGUUUGAGUAUCCAGAGUCAUCCGGCGGAGCUCGGAUCAUCGCCAUCAUCAGCGUCAUGGUCAUCGUGAUCUCCAUUCUCAUCUUCUGCCUGGAGACCCUGCCGGAGUUCAGGAACGAGAAGGAACAGAGGGAGCAAUUCACCGUCAUACCUCACCCCACCAUCGCGAACGAAACCAUCACGAUCCCACCUGGCUUCACCCCCUUCCACGACCCCUUCUUCAUUGUAGAGACGAUCUGCAUCUGCUGGUUCUCCUUUGAGCUCAUCGUGCGCUUCACCUGCGCUCCGAGCAAGAUGCACUUCUUCAAAGACGUCAUGAACACCAUCGACUUCUUCGCCAUCAUUCCCUAUUUCGUCACACUGGGCACGGAGCUGGCCAAGGACAAAGGCGCACAGCCAUCCGUGUCGCUGGCCCUCAUCAGGGUCAUCAGGCUGGUGAGGGUCUUCAGGAUCUUCAAGCUGUCUCGUCACUCCAAGGGCCUCCAGAUCCUGGGCCAGACGCUGAAGGCCAGCCUCAGAGAGCUCGCCCUGCUCAUCUUCUUCCUCUUCAUCGGAGUCAUACUCUUUUCCAGUGCCGCCUACUUUGCCGAGGUGGACAGUCCUAACACAGCGUUCACCAGCAUCCCUGAGUCAUUCUGGUGGGCUGUGGUAUCCAUGACGACAGUCGGCUACGGGGACAUGUACCCAGAGACAGUCCCGGGAAAGCUGGUGGGCUCCAUGUGCGCCAUCGCCGGCGUGCUCACCAUCUCUUUGCCAGUGCCCGUCAUCGUGUCCAAUUUCAGCUAUUUCUACCACCGCGAGAUGGAGUGCGAGGACACUACCCAGUACCAUCAUGUCGCCACGUCGGUCUGGGAAAAAGACGGAGAGGACGAUGAAGAGGAGGAAGACGAGGAAGGAGCGGACGAGAUGCCUGAAUACUUGGGGGAUUACGCGCCCCUGUACGGGCAGAACAGCACGGGUAUCUGCCCUCCGCUCAACGGGACUCUCCUGGCAGGGCUUUGUGCCGGACAGGCGGCCGGUGAUCAGAGAGGGAUAAACUUCUACCUCAAAGAACCUCUGGUCACUCAGGUUUGAGAGACAGCGGGACGGACGGAGUGCGCUCAAUCAAUGCUCGAGCACUUCCUCGUGUCACGAGAAGGAGAGUGCCAAACUGGAAAGAUACUAUAAAACUGGCUGGUGUGGUGGUGACGCAGGAGACACAAGUCUUGCGCUGGAAUCAGCUUUAAUUUGUGCCUCUCAGGCGAUGAUGGUUUUUUACAUUUGAGGGUUCUGCAUGAUUUAAUUUGACUCACUACAGUAAGCGUCUGUUUUUCCCAAGAGGCAAAUAAAAGCUAAUCUUUGAUAAACCCUGCAGGUCGUUCAACAAAAGUUGCUGCUGUAUUUUAAAGAUGUUUCCAAAUUCCUCAAAGAAUCAUCUACUCAGCUCAAAUAAAAGAUAUUCUAUCUGCUGUUGCAUAAUGAGGGAUAUUCUGUGCUGUCUUGUUUGUUUUGGGCUAAAAAAUAAGAUUAAUGUAGACAAGUUAACCUGUUUAAGUUUCAUCCUUGAAUGCACCAAUCAGGGAAAUAUUGAAAACUUUAGACCAAAAAUCUAAGUUUCAAAUCUCUUUAAGCUGAUUUUCACGUAAAUGAAGUGAAGUCAAUGGCUGCUUGGAAGGAAGAAAAUCAAUUAUUUGGAAAUGAAAAUGAAGAUGGAAAAGAAACAAAAGUUUCAGGUGCUGCUUAAUUUUAUGGC